Molecule: messenger RNA, 3411 nt
Organism: Asparagus officinalis (garden asparagus)
Lineage: Eukaryota; Viridiplantae; Streptophyta; Magnoliopsida; Asparagales; Asparagaceae
Product: protein translocase subunit SECA1, chloroplastic
Exons: 20
Coding region: 155-3175 (1006 amino acids)
Biological process (GO): protein import; protein targeting
Cellular component (GO): membrane
Molecular function (GO): ATP binding; ABC-type protein transporter activity
Source: RefSeq, a predicted model, not a curated record
UCCCUCCACGCACCUUUCUUUCUCCUUUGUUGAAUCAACAAAGCGCUCCAUUCUCUGAGCUAAAAAAAAAACCAAGCUUUUAUCUAUUAUUUCUCCUAAAUCCCACCUCCAACUUCUAAUUUCAAUCCCCUUCCUCUCAAAUUCUCUUCUAGAAAUGGCCUCGUCCCCUCUCCCAACCACUUUAACAAAACCCACUCCCUUCAUCUCCCCCAAAAUUCUCAUCUCCCGCACAAAUUUCACCCCCAAAUCCCAACUGGGCUUCUCUUAUUCCCCCCAAAGACGUCCCCAAGAUCGAGGAUCUAAAGCAAGAAAGAGGCGAGAUCUCCGAGUAGAGGCUGCUCUAGGGGGUUUAUUGGGUGGAAUCUUCAGAGGGAAUGAUACGGGCGAAUCGACGAGGCAAAAGUAUGCGGAUUCGGUUGCUUCGAUUAAUAGGUUGGAACCCGAAAUGGCGAGCCUAUCGGAUUUGGAGCUGAGAGAGAGAACUGCGAGGCUGAAGGAGAGAGCUCAAAAUGGGGAGACAUUGGAUUCUCUGCUGGCAGAAGCGUUUGCUGUGGUGAGAGAGGGCUCGAAAAGAGUUUUGGGUCUUCGCCCGUUUGAUGUGCAACUGAUUGGUGGCAUGGUUCUUCACAAAGGGGAAAUUGCAGAGAUGAGGACUGGAGAAGGGAAAACACUUGUGGCUAUUUUGCCAGCAUAUCUGAAUGCACUGACUGGGAAAGGAGUGCAUAUUGUCACUGUGAAUGAUUAUCUUGCACGACGAGAUUGUGAGUGGGUUGGUCAAGUGCCUCGAUUUCUGGGACUGCAGGUUGGCCUAAUCCAACAGAAUAUGUCGAGCGAGCAAAGAAGGGAGAAUUACUUGUGUGACAUUACAUAUGUCACCAACAGUGAACUUGGAUUCGAUUACCUAAGAGACAAUCUUGCCACGAGUGUUGAUGAACUUGUCUUGAGAGGCUUCAACUACUGUGUGAUUGAUGAGGUUGAUUCUAUCCUUAUUGACGAAGCAAGAACACCUCUGAUCAUCUCAGGCCUUGCAGAUAAGCCGAGUGACCGGUACUACAAAGCAGCAAAGAUUGCUGCAGCUUUUGAGCGUGAUCUGCAUUAUACUGUGGAUGAAAAGCAAAAAACUGUUCUACUUACAGAACAGGGAUAUGAGGAUGCUGAGGAAAUCUUGGAUGUAAAGGAUCUCUAUGAUCCUCGAGAGCAAUGGGCUUCAUUUGUUUUAAAUGCCAUCAAGGCGAAGGAACUCUUUCUCAGAGAUGUAAACUACAUUGUUCGUGCCAAGGAAGUUCUAAUUGUGGAUGAAUUUACAGGUCGAGUCAUGCAAGGUAGGCGAUGGAGUGAUGGUCUUCAUCAGGCGGUGGAAGCAAAGGAAGGGUUGCCAAUUCAAAAUGAAACUGUCACACUUGCAUCCAUUAGUUACCAGAACUUUUUCCUCCAGUUCCCGAAGCUAUGUGGCAUGACUGGAACUGCAGCAACUGAGAGUACAGAAUUUGAGAGCAUAUAUAAGCUGAAAGUUACUAUUGUUCCAACAAACAAGCCCAUGAUAAGAAAGGAUGAGUCUGAUGUAGUCUUCAGGGCAACUACCGGAAAAUGGCGUGCGGUUGUAGUAGAGAUUUCAAGAAUGAACAAGACUGGGCGCCCAGUGCUUGUUGGUACAACUAGCGUUGAGCAAAGUGACUCCUUGUCAGAACAAUUACGUGAUGCUGGAAUACCUCAUGAGGUCCUCAAUGCAAAACCUGAAAAUGUUGAGAGGGAAGCUGAAAUUGUAGCACAAAGUGGUCGAUUAGGAGCAGUAACAAUAGCUACCAAUAUGGCAGGAAGGGGAACAGAUAUCAUUCUAGGUGGAAAUGCAGAAUUCAUUGCAAGAUUGAAGCUUCGUGAGAUGCUUAUGCCGAGAGUUGUCAAGCCUAUAGAAGGCACAUUUGUCUCUGUGAAGAAACUUCCACCAAAGAAAACUUGGCAGGUGAAUGAAACUCUAUUCCCUUGCAACCUUUCUAAAGAUACAGUAGCGUUGGCCAAAGCUGCAGUGGACUCUGCUGCCGAAACAUGGGGCCAAAGAUCACUAACGGAGCUUGAAGCAGAAGAGCGACUUUCGUAUUCAUGUGAAAAGGGUCCUAUUAAAGAUGAGGUCAUUUCAAAGUUGAGAGAUGCAUUCAAGAAAAUGGUUGAUGAAUACAAAGUUUAUACUGAAGAGGAAAGGAAAAAGGUUGUUUCGGCUGGUGGACUUCAUGUGGUGGGGACUGAGCGCCAUGAAUCACGUAGAAUAGAUAAUCAGCUUCGCGGUCGAAGUGGGAGGCAAGGUGAUCCAGGAAGCUCUAGGUUCUUUCUUAGUCUAGAAGAUAACAUUUUCCGGAUAUUUGGUGGAGACAGAGUACAGGGAUUAAUGAGAGCUUUCAGAGUCGAAGACCUUCCUAUAGAAUCAAAAAUGCUGACUAAGGCACUAGAUGAGGCUCAAAGGAAGGUGGAAAACUACUUUUUUGAUAUUCGGAAGCAGUUAUUUGAAUUCGAUGAAGUACUGAACAGCCAAAGAGAUCGGGUGUAUACUGAGAGGAGGAGGGCGCUUGAAUCAGAUAACCUUCAAUCUCUUAUUGUCGAAUAUGCAGAAUUGACUAUGGAUGACAUCUUAGAGGCCAAUGUUGGUCCAGAUGUUCCAAAGGAAAGCUGGGAUCUUGAUAAACUCAUUGCAAAACUGCAACAGUACUGCUAUCUAUUAAGUGAUCUGACACCAGAGUUGUUGCGAAGUAAAUGUUCAACCUAUGAGGACUUGCGGGAUUACCUUCGUUAUCGUGGGCGAGAAGCAUACUUUCAGAAAAGUGAGGUAGUGGAGAAAGAAGCUCCAGGGCUGAUGAAGGAAGCGGAGAGGUUCCUGGUUCUAAGCAACAUCGAUCGGUUAUGGAAGGAACACUUGCAAGCCCUCAAGUUCGUACAGCAAGCUGUGGGGUUGCGUGGAUAUGCCCAGCGGGAUCCCCUGAUUGAGUACAAGCUCGAGGGCUAUAACCUUUUCUUAGAGAUGAUGGCACAAAUCCGAAGGAAUGUUAUUUAUUCUAUUUACCAGUUCAAACCGGUGAUGGUGAAAAAUCAAGAGCAAGGCGAGAACCCACGCAGAAAAGAGGGGAAGAAGAAGGGCGCCGAUAACGACGCCAACCCCAUCGGUGCAGCUAAGGCAGCAUCACCGUAGGUUCUCUCCGGCCUCGGGGGUCAUCAUUGGAGAACAGUUUCUACGGGUGGCUUCUUGAUCCUAGUGUGGAUUGAGUUCAGGAGUCAUCCAAGUUUUCACUGCAGGAGAGAUACAAGCUGCGGCCGCACCCUUGGGAAAAAAAAUGAAACGUAAUGUAUCAACAGGUCAUACGUGUACCAUAAUUUGUAAAAACAAGAGCCAGAGAAAGCAACGAACUCUCUAAGUUGACCGAUCAA